Prorocentrum cordatum is the source of this 501-nucleotide messenger RNA. Lineage: Eukaryota; Dinophyceae; Prorocentrales; Prorocentraceae. The record is from the annotation of a GenBank genome assembly.
AUGUGCGCCUGGGAAGGGCCGCGAGACGAACGCCCCCGUGUUGUCACUUCCAGCACCAAGCACGCUGUUGUGGUGUGGUGGUCGAUGGUUGGCUCGAAGCUGUGCUUCGACGGAGUGUCCGAAAUGCCAGAUCAUUCCGGAGGGGUUAUUUCUUUGUCUAGCUUUUUCGAACUAGUCAUGUCGUGCCACGUUGGCGGCAGUUUGGUGCAGUGGCAUGGUUUGAGCCGCACGUGCAUCAGGCGCAUUCAGAGCAGCACAGUCUGCUCUUGCAGUUUGGCAAUGGUUAAUGACAAGGUGGUGCUUGCACAGGCCUUCGCAACUAAAGGCCGCGGGAACUACAGUAGCAUCCACUUUGCGGCCUUUGCGCACUUGCGUCAGGAAGAAGGCGUGCAGGUGGUGAAGGAGCCCAAGAAAGAGAAGGCAGCGAAGAUGUUUGCCCACAAGUCACGCGGAGGUCGGAAGAAUUUCGAAUGUAAGAAAACUGGCCGCCAUACCUCAUGA